AACAAAUACAUCAAAAUACCAACAUUAAUCUCUCCGACCAACGGUCUUCCGUUCCUAAAAUACUCGGCAGCUGGCACAACAAACAAUGGCCACUGCUGUCCUUCUCCUCCUCCUCCUCUCUCUCUCCUCUUUUUCUCUCUCCACCGCACAAGCACCACCCUCCGAAACCCAAUCCCUCCUCAAACUAAAACAAUCCUUCAAAAACUCCGACAAAAUCUUAUCGUCAUGGAUCCCCAACGUCUCCCCUUGUUCCGGCACAUGGAUAGGCGUCGUCUGCUUCAACAACAUUAUCACCGGUCUCCAUCUCUCCGACCUAAGUCUCUCCGGAACAAUCGACGUCGACGCAAUCUCCGAGAUUCGCGGCCUUCGUACCCUCAGCUUCGUCAACAACUCCUUCACCGGCCCCAUUCCACAGUUCAACAAACUCGGAACCAUCAAAUCUCUUCUCCUCACGCAAAACCAAUUCUCCGGUCCGAUUCCUCAGGACUUCUUCUCGCAUUUAAACUCUUUGAAAAAAAUUUGGUUCUCCGGUAACAAAUUUUCCGGCGACAUUCCGGUUUCUUUAACCGAACUCGAUCUCCUCAAAGAACUUCACCUGGAAAGCAACGAAUUCUCUGGUCAGUUACCGAAUUUAAAACAAGAUAUAAAAUCAUUCGACGUUUCGAAUAACAAAUUAGAAGGUCCGAUUCCGGAAGGUCUUUCGAAAUUCGGUGCAGUCUCGUUUGCCGGUAACGCAAAUCUAUGCGGAAAACCGUUGGAAAAGCCAUGUGACGGUUCAUUUUCAUCAUAUUAUUCGCUGCCGAGUCCCGAAACGGAAAACCGUUACGGUUCUGGUUGGGCGGUUAAAGUGAUAGUAAUUCUGUUUUUAGCAGUUAUAGCGGCGAUUAUAUUUCUAUUAGUAAAAUCGAAGCAACGAAGGCGCGAAGACGAUGAUUUCAGCGUUGUUAGCAGAGACAGCAAUGUCGAUGAAGUGAUGCAAGUGCACGUGCCGAUAACACGAGCUUCAUCGGAGCGUGUGGGAAGGAGGAACGUCGGAGAAUCGUCGAAGAGAGGAAGUGGAAUGGGAGGUGCUAGGACUGGGAUAGGCGAUAUUGUGAUGGUGAAUGAUGAGAAGGGUUCGUUUGGUUUGCAGGAUUUGAUGAAAGCUGCUGCUGAGGUAUUGGGGAAUGGUGGGUUGGGAUCUGCUUAUAAAGCUGCUAUGGCGAAUGGGUUGAGUGUAGUUGUGAAGAGGAUGAGGGAGAUGAAUAAAAUUGGGAAAGAUGUUUUUGAUGCUGAGAUGAGACAGUUUGGGAGGAUUAGACAUACUAAUAUUUUGACUCCUUUGGCUUAUCAUUAUAGAAGAGAGGAGAAGCUUUUUGUUACUGAGUAUAAGCCUAAAGGAAGCUUGUUAUAUGUCUUGCACGGUGAUAGAGGAACAUCGCAUUCAGAGUUAACAUGGCCAAUCCGUUUGAAAAUCGCUAAAGGAAUUGCAAGAGGGUUAAGCUUCCUCUACACUGAAUUUUCCACCUAUGACCUACCCCAUGGAAACCUCAAAUCCUGCAAUGUUCUACUAAAUGAUGAUUAUGAACCUCUAUUAAGUGACUAUGCUUUUCAACCACUAAUCAACCCAAGUGUUGCAGUACAAUCGAUGUUUGCAUACAAAACACCAGAUUACAUUCAAAACCAGAAGCUUUCGCAAAAGGCUGAUGUUUAUUGCCUCGGAAUCAUCAUUCUUGAAAUCAUUACAGGAAAAUUCCCUUCUCAGUAUCAUAGCAAUGGUAAAGGUGGUACUGAUGUUGUUCAAUGGGUACUCACCGCGAUUUCAGAGAGAAGAGAAGCUGAAUUGAUUGAUCCCGAGUUACAAAACAAUGCAAAUUCAAUGAAUCAAAUGUUGCAGCUUCUCCAAAUCGGUGCUGCUUGCACCGAAAGCAACCCAGAUCAAAGAGUACACAUGAAGGAAGCUAUUAGAAGGAUAGAGGAGGUGCAACUCUAAAGGUUAUAUCAAUAAAGAAGAUAACUUAAUUCAAAGUUUCAUUUAUAGGUGAGAAUUGCAGGCCGGUGUGAAAUAUUUCAGCUUAUUAGAAUCCUAUGUAGCAUUGCUAAUUCGGAUUAAAGGCGUGUCUGGUGUCUACACGUGUUGCGUCUGACACUGACACAAUAUCACUAAUGUGGUUACAUUCAAUUUUCUUAGAUUAUUAUCAGUAAGUGUCUACAUGUCAGUGUUGUAUUCGGUGUCAAUAGAUUAGAAAGAGUUGAAACUUGAAAGGGUGAAAGGUUGGAACUGGAUAGCUUCAUAUAUUAUGAUUUAAAGUACUUACCUUAAAUUAUGAAACAGAAGUCAUAUUUCAAGAGGAGCUAAAAAUUUGUGUGAUUCUCAUAUAUUGGUCAUUUAGAAAUUUAAGUCCAUACUUAGCCUCAUUAUGCUGAUAUUGGCCCUUGUAAAGUAUGUGCAAUAAAAGCCAUUUUAGGACAGCAUUACUUAAGUUUGUAAAGAAUUAAUUUGUUUUAGUGUUGAUAAGUUUAUAAUCCCA
Molecule: messenger RNA, 2510 nt
Organism: Cicer arietinum (chickpea)
Lineage: Eukaryota; Viridiplantae; Streptophyta; Magnoliopsida; Fabales; Fabaceae
Product: pollen receptor-like kinase 3
Biological process (GO): protein phosphorylation
Molecular function (GO): ATP binding; protein binding; protein kinase activity
Source: RefSeq, a predicted model, not a curated record